AUGCGAAUCUCGCGGGUCAGCCAGUGUUGCGGCACGCGCGGCUCACUGAGUUCGGUCGACUUCCAGCCGCACGCAAAGCCGCGGACGGUCCACCGCAUCGCCACGGCAGCGGGCACCGAGGUCCAGAUAUGGGCGCUCUGGCGGGAUGACGCAGGCACCAAAAAGUCGGCGCUGAAAUGCGUCUGCCUAUACACAUUCCGCGAACAUUCCCCGUACGAGGUCGCCACUGCCAGGUGGUCGCCCAACGGCCGCUACCUGGCGAGCACCGACUCCGGCGGGACCACCCACAUCCUGGAGCGCAGCGACGAGAAGUGUCGCCAACUGGAGCACUCCUUGGGCUGCCAUGAGCCUGCUGGCAAUGCGGACGCAGCUUCACCCGCUCCAGAACCGGAGGCCGAGGCCACGACAACCAAGGUAACGCGCAAGUUCACGUUCAAGUACGAUGGCACAACUGCCAAGCGGCAACGCCAAACGGGCAUGCCGAACCGUACCAAGGCGGGAAGGACGCGCAUCAGCUACGACUCGCAGUCCGUCAAGACCGAAGUUGUGAAGCCAGUGACAGUGGAGUCAAAUGGCGGCAACUUCGAAGCGUGGAAGUCCAUCCAGUCAUUCCGCUGCCCCUCGCGCAUGGGCCAGCUGUUCGACAUCAGCUGGGCGCCCGACAAUCGCAGCAUCGUGGGAGGGGGGUUGAACGGCCAGGUCGCGGUGUUCGACAUUUUCACGAAGCAGGUGGUGGCCCACUUCGACGUGUUCGAGGGCCAGAUAGCAGAUUCCAUCGCGCACAGCCGCGGCUACGUGAAGAGCGUUGCCUGGGACCCGAUGACCCUGUAUAUAGCAGUGCAGACGAGCGGCAGGGAGGCUUCAGUGUGGCGCCGCUCACCGCCUAAUCCCGAGGGAUCGGCGCAGAAGUGGAACUUCAAGCGCGUGUUUCAUGACACCGACCUGUUCCAGAAGUCGCAGUGCGACGUGCUCGGGGGGUCCCGCAUAUCCUGGGCGCCAAACGGCCAGGUGGUGGCGUUCCCCAGCGCGGGGAAGGCCACGCUCAAUUUCGCGGCGUGUUUCGAGGUUGUGCACGCUGACCUCUCUCGCGACAUUGCCGUGCUACGCGACGGCAAGCCGGAUCACCGGCGCCUCCAGCUGGCCUACGACACCGCUGACCACAACGUGCGCCAGGACGCGAUGCUGCUGCACGGCCACCCGGCGCGUGUGCGCAACGUCCGCUUCUCACAGGACCUGAUGGUGCCUCAGAAACGCGGCCUUUGCAAGGGCGCCACCUCCUCGGAUAGCGACCGCUUCAUUUUUUACGCGCAGUCAAGCGAUGACGGCACUAUUUCAAUCUGGCGUUUCAAGCACGCCAGCAACUGGGACUCGCAGUACAAAAACGAGGUGCAGUGCAUCUGCGUGAUCCAGAACGCCUCGGACGAGCAGAGCAGCCUGGAGGACCUCGCCUGGGGCAACGGCGGCAGGUGGCUGGCGGUGGCCACCAGCCAGGGCGGCAUCAUCCUGGUUGAGUUGGGCGAGGAGGACACUUCCACGCGUUUCCACAGCAACUGGAUGGACGGUCUGAAAAUCGAGGACGCCCACGAAGUCACGACCGAUUUCCUGAACAAGGUCGAGCAAUACCAGUCGAAGAAAACGCCUCAGGGUUCUUCCGAAUCCUCGGCGAAGGAGCAAUCUGGCAGUUCCUCAGACGGCAAAAGUGCCACGAGCAGAAGAAGCGUGGGCGAUGUUGCAGCAGCCACUGCCACUGCAGGCAGCGUAGCCUGGGCUGCCGCCAGCGAUGUACAUAGGUAUGCGGCACAAUACCACCCGGCAUCUGGUGGAACGCCAUACGAGCUCGUAAGUGCCCCCUUUGCGUUGAAAGAUCAUAUCCAUGGUGUUGGUGAGGUGGCGGAAAGGCAGCUCAUGCACUGCGUGACAGCGGUGCUGCUGAGCACACUGGUGAAGGCACUUCACGGGAUAGCAGAGGCAUGCGUAGCAGCGACAGCGAUGCUAAUCUGCCACGUUUAUCGUACCCUACCCAUUAGUGCUGUGCCUGCGUUGUGUAGGAGCGCGGCUGGUUCCAACUCGCGAGUCCUGCAAGCAGACGUCGAUAUCGCAUCUCGGCCCUCUCGCUUCGGCCAGGGCGCAGGCCUCGCUGCCAUUGCCAUACGGGGAAUACAAGCAGAAAGGGUUGGAACUGUGGAUUCUAUGCGCCUUUAUGACCCGGAUUCGGCGGAACCGUGUUUGGAAGAGCUUGAGUUUGGGCGGCAUUAUUUGGGGUCAACUGAGUACGGCAGCUUACUGCCACCACUUACCAACGGGUUUGUUGGCCCCGGCAAUGUAUCCAGUAGCUAUCCAGGGGGAAACAUGGCUGCGUUACAUGCGCAGUUAAAGUCCGGUACGGUGGAAAGUGCCGUUACCAACGCUGUUAAAGAAACCUCGCCGUCACGCAGAGAUACAUCCGCCAGUCGUCAAAGCGACAAAGCAGGAAAAGCAAGGGAAACAACAUUGGAUACUGAUAUUGUGUCGUCGCCCACUUCCAAAACAGGGGGGAAUAAACGGGAUGCAAGUGAGAGAUCGGGAUCGAGCCCGCGUGGCAGGGGGAGGCCGCCUUCACGUCGGCCGAAAACCUCACCCGUCACAGAAGACAGAAUCACCGACAUUUGGCUGAGCAUGGAAUACCCUCAGGAUGAUGAUUUGGCGGAACUUUUGAAAUGCAUUGAUAAGACGGUCCCUGCAGUCGACCCGAAACCCCAAAAGGCGUCUGAGCAAGAACCUGUCACACCCGCAGAGCCCGAGACGUCACAAAAUGCUGUUCACACGGAUAAGCGCGGGCAUUUUGAGUCGGCAGUCUCCGACGUUGCAAAGGAAGUGGAAGAAACGUCCAUUGAGACCGCAACUGCCAAGGCAACUAAAGGCCGCAAAACCCCUCCAAUUUCCACUGCAGAAAAGGAAACGCCGGCACAUCAAGGAUCACCGCAAUUUUUCAUUUUGCAGGAGGCUGUACCGCACCAGAAAUCAUCGUCGUUGAAGCCGUCACCCGGUGGACUGCAGUAUCAUGUGUCGUCCUCUAGGAACUCUGCAAUAAAUUCGCCUUUGUUGACUGGUGGCAUGGGUUACUUAUCGUCAAUUGCUGGUUCAGACCUGGCAUCGCCAUUGUUGACCAUGGCGCCUCCGAUGUCGCCGAUUUGGGCAGGCUCCCUGGAUUCGUCAACUAAUAUACAGGCUACAUUCGGACCGCUCGUUGACGGCCCGCAACACAAGGCGGGAGUAAGGGCACAUUUGCGAACCGUGCCUGCCCCUCCGCCACUGCAGCUUGACCAGAGCAAGCCGCCCCCGCGGUUGGAAGGCUUAUUCGAGGUGCCCCUCAUCCGACCGUCCCUAUCGGUGCAGAUACAAGGUGCUAACAAGCAGGUGGUAGUGAUCAACCGUGCCAACACGAUGUGUUCCGCGUUGGUCGCAUGCGUGGAGCGCAACGGGGAUGGGACGCUUCGUAUGCAGUGGACGAAACAGGUCAGCAAGGGCUACGCCACUCACAUAUGCCCGGUUCAAAGCGAGGGCAUGGUGCUCAUUGUCACCCAAAUAUGCCGCAAGUCAAUCCAGAGGGACACUCAUGACCCCGCAGAAUGCUUGAAUGCAAGAGGGUCGCCCGUCGGUGGUGGCAAGGCGGUGGAUUUGGGUCCGGCCAAGCGCAAUGCAAAACUGUCGUUCACGACAUUCUUCACGCUCAUGGAUACGCUAACCGGUGCAACCCUGAUCGACGGAUGCCCAAUAUCGAACGUCAACGUCGCCCGGAUUAAUGUCUUCCCCUGCGGCAACCGGAUAUACGCCGCGUUCACAGCUACAAAAGGGGGCAUCGCUUUGUAUAUCUUCUACAGGAAGCUGGGUUGCAUUGCCUGGACUGUCUCGCCCAACAUUGUGAUAUCGGCGAAUGACUUUCUCAAAAGCGGCACUUGCGCCGAUAUCAAGCAGCUGCAGAUGCUCUGCGUCAAUCUCAACGCCGCCCAAAGCUCGGCGCCCAAGAACACCGCUCUUGGGUUCCUGACCACCAAGGAAAAACAAGAAGCUGAAAGUGAUAACAACGAAGGUACGGAAGCGCAGCAAAUGGGUGUUGCUACAGCACCAAACGACGGUGACCGAAAGGGCAACCACCGUUCAAAAAUGCGGCGUGUUGUAACGGGCAAGGAAAGGGACACGACGUUUGUGGCAAUACUGGUGUACAUGCAGGAACCGCAGGUUUACGUGCUCACGCAGUACUAUGAGCCCUUUCUCAUCGACCUCACCCAGGUCCACAGAUUGUUUCGCCCUCAGAAGCCUGCAGCCAACGUCAUGUCGUUUGGGUCGCUGUGCGACACGUACCGUUGCGAGCUCGGGCUGAUCCAAGGGGCAGAUGUCGGGGGGGACGCGCUCUUCAACGACGUGGUGCAUCGGUUGGUCGACGUGUUCCACCUGGACCCGACGUUGAAGGACCACUACCCAUCUGCCAAAACUGAGAAAAGUGUAGAGGAUGUGGUAGUGGAAGCGGCGCUGCAGCGUGAUCGGCUGCUUGCGGCCAUGUUGGUGCUUGGCAGCCGCUCCGAGUACAUACUGCAGUUGCACGAGCAUGUUCACGAUAUGGUGGCGCGUAUCCAAGCCGCCAAGCUUUGUGAUAUAGUGGCUCAGCUGUACAAGCGUUCGAUCGAGUGGUGCGCGAACGGAUGGCGGGGGCCGCGCGUCGAACUCACUGGCUUCGACGCACGCCUCAUGAACGUCAUCGGAGUGGACGUCUCCGCCAUCCUGCACGAGUUCCUGUUGCCGCUGCUCUGGGACCUGUAUGUCGCUUUGGAAGAGGAAUGCAAGGCGCGCGGAAUGGAGCCGGUUGAAAACCGACCGGACCCUGUGCCCGCGCCGCAGUGCCCAGGCAGGUGCCACAAGUACUGCACCGCCGCAUCAGCGCGCUGCCCAAUCAGCCGGGCACGCAAGGCGAUAGGCAACACGGACACAACAAGCGACGAUGAGUUGAAACCACUGCGUGAGGUUAGUGUAUUAUGCUGCGUUAUGUGCAGUGUUUUGCAGGUUUGUGCGGCAGGGCUGCACAACGCCGCCGCCUGGGAGCGUGCGCUGUCGUGCGCGCAGGCGACAUUCACGCCGUAG
Messenger RNA from Babesia bigemina, 5115 nucleotides. RefSeq lists its product as hypothetical. Gene Ontology annotation, cellular component: HIR complex; nucleus. The transcript has a single exon. The record is from RefSeq and is a predicted model, not a curated record. The coding region runs from base 1 to 5115 and encodes 1704 amino acids. Gene Ontology annotation, molecular function: protein binding; nucleosome binding. Gene Ontology annotation, biological process: chromatin organization; DNA-templated transcription. Lineage: Eukaryota; Apicomplexa; Aconoidasida; Piroplasmida; Babesiidae.